GUCGCUUCGAGGUUUUAAAGAUGGCCACUACGGACGUGCGGCUCAAUCAUACAAUCUACAUCAACAAUUUGAAUGAGAAGAUCAAGAAAGAUGAGUUGAAGAAGUCCCUGUACGCCAUCUUUUCACAGUUUGGACAGAUUUUGGACAUCUUGGUCGCACGAAACCUGAAGAUGAAGGGUCAGGCCUUUGUUAUCUUUAAGGAGGUUAACAGCGCCUCCAAUGCUCUCAGAUCCAUGCAGGGUUUCCCUUUCUAUGACAAACCUAUGCGUAUCCAAUAUGCCAAGAUGGACUCGGACAUCAUAGCUAAAAUGAAGGGAACUUAUGUGGAGCGUGACCGUAAAAAAGAGAAGAAGAAGCCCAAAGGAGCCGAUGCAGCUGGAGCCAAGAAAGGAGUGCCAGGAGCUGCUGCUCCCAUGGUCGCUGGAGUGCCUGCAGCCAUACCUGGAAUGCCUCCCAUGACCCAGGCGCCGCGCAUGAUGCAUAUGCCAGGCCAGCCGCCCUACAUGCCCCCUCCAGGCAUGAUGCCUCCUCCUGGGAUGGCACCUGGUCAGAUGCCUCCUGGUGCGAUGCCUCCUGGUCAGAUGAUGCCUGGACAGAUGCCUGGACAAAUGCCCCAGCAGGUCGCAGAAAACCCUCCCAAUCACAUCCUCUUCCUCACCAACCUGCCAGAGGAAACCAACGAGCUCAUGCUGUCUAUGCUCUUCAACCAGUUCCCAGGGUUCAAGGAGGUGCGUCUUGUCCCCGGUCGCCACGACAUCGCCUUUGUGGAGUUUGAGAAUGACGUGCAGGCAGGCGCCGCACGAGAUGCACUACAAGGCUUUAAGAUCACACAAACUAAUGCUAUGAAGAUCUCUUUUGCUAAGAAGUAACACUUUCACCAAGACCAGUCUUCUCUCAUGCACACAUAAACACACAAGUAGUCUUUUUUAAAAAUGUACAGCAGUCAGCAGGGAUCCAAACUGAGGAAAAGUUUUAGAAAUCAACAGUUAAACAGUACAGCAGUGCUCUUUUUUUCCCUUCUUCAAGGAUAACAUGUAAGUAUACUUUGAGUUUACAUGUAAGUAUGUUCUUUGCAUCGAGUUGCUGUUUUAUCGUGCCGCACUGACACUGUACAUAACUUUGACAGGAAAUAAUUGACGGGUAAAUUAUAUGUUGAAUAUGGAAGUUAGUAAGUCUGCAUCACAGGGAUAUAGAUUUUACCCAAGUGUCAGUCUCUCCUUCUCUCUUCACACUCAAAGUCACACUUCAUGGGUUGUAUUAUUUUUUGUUUUACUGUUUGUACUAAAGCAUUGCACCCAGGGUCUGGUCCACCAGACAUUGUACCUGGAGCUUUUUCUUUUUCUAAUUAAAACUUUAUAUAAUAUAAUGCUCUGCCUC
Molecule: messenger RNA, 1377 nt
Organism: Scomber japonicus (chub mackerel)
Lineage: Eukaryota; Metazoa; Chordata; Actinopteri; Scombriformes; Scombridae
Gene: snrpa
Product: small nuclear ribonucleoprotein polypeptide A
Exons: 7
Coding region: 21-869 (282 amino acids)
Biological process (GO): mRNA splicing, via spliceosome
Cellular component (GO): U1 snRNP
Molecular function (GO): U1 snRNA binding
Source: RefSeq, a predicted model, not a curated record